ACGUCUCUUUCAUAACAGUGCUCACGGAUCACCACUCACCAAUUCAAUCACAUCUCCAGUAAGGCAGAAUCAUAUUUCAUUUUCACUCGGACUAUAAGUUUUACGCUCGGAAGGAGUUGCCCGCGCACAAAUGGCUUCGACUGGCAAAACCUUCAUCGUCGAGCAUCUCGACCCAGAGCUUGGCCCUUGGUCAGAGCUCGAGUAUCUAGCCAUCGCAGCUGAGAGCGAGGAGACCAAGAGCAAAUUCAUUCUCUCCUGCCUGCCUCCCAACUUUCAAGUUCCGGCUGCAUUGGCUGCCAGCAAGGCCUUCACGGCAGAGCACCGCGGGGUCGAAGAGCUUUAUGCCGGCCAGAAAUCUCGAGUCUGCCUUUUGGAUCCCGCAGCAGCCAAGGAUUUGGCGCCCGAAGACGGCGAGACAUUCGAUGCAUUUCUCUUUGGAGGCAUCUUGGGUGAUGACCCUCCUCGAGACCGAACCUCUGAAUUGAGAAAGAAGGGCUUCGAGGGCAGAAGGUUGGGCCCUAAGCAAAUGACCACAGACACAGCCGUCCGAGUAACUCGAAUGGUCGUACAAGACAAGAUAUCUCUUGACAAAGUGCCAUAUCUGGACUUUCCAGAGCUCAAGUUUAACGAACAUGAAAGCACUCAGAUGCCGUUCCGUUAUGUCUCAGGCGCAGAUGGAAAGCCAAUCAUGCCCAAGGGAAUGGUCGAAUUGAUACAAAAGGACGCUGAUAAAUCCGUGGAUGACCUCUUUUGAUGAUGCCAUUCUUUUUUUUAAGGAAUGGGGUGUGACCAAGCAAGCACACAGCCUGUCGCCGUGGGUGAUGGCGAAUUAUCCAGCAAACCAUCUAUAGCUGGCGACAAAGGCAACCAAAAGAACGUUGAAGCUCUUUAGAAUACUGGUGUAAUUCUAUAGGCUCGAUACCAUCGCCUUGUAUUGCUAGGACAUCCCUUCCACCAUCAAUGAACAUGUGCCAUCAACAGAGCCCUCUCUUGCAAGUCCCAACUGCUGAUCUUUUGUCGUUAUUCGUAAAAGGGGAGAUAGAUAACAGAAGUUUGCGGCAACGUAACAUCACAAUC
Molecule: messenger RNA, 1077 nt
Organism: Trichoderma harzianum CBS 226.95
Lineage: Eukaryota; Fungi; Ascomycota; Sordariomycetes; Hypocreales; Hypocreaceae
Exons: 5
Coding region: 131-754 (207 amino acids)
Biological process (GO): peptidyl-arginine methylation
Molecular function (GO): protein-arginine omega-N monomethyltransferase activity
Source: RefSeq, a predicted model, not a curated record